AUGCAAUGUGAUAGUGCCACAUCACCUGGCCAAAAUUCGUCAGCCGAUUCGACACAGAGUUCGCCAUUUUCAUCAGCUGUUAGCGAGUCCGAGGUUGACGCAUCGUCGUUAUCGUGUCAAUCAUCCAGUGUUGCGGAUACAAAACAGCCGUUUUCGAAUGGAGGGCAUCCCGUCCGAAAUACCCUCAGGAUCGGCAAUAAAAGUAUGGCUGAUGUAUCACGAAUGCGCCCGGCAUGCCUCAAUCCUGGCAAUACUAGUGAUGAGGAUGCUGCUGCUGAAGACACCACCAAUAACGGAUUCUGGGGACAAUUCCGUUGCGAACGCCGAAAUACCGUUGAACAGAGCGGAAUUACGUGGCGUUCACGGAGUGACACGGGCACAAACUGCACUGAGCGGGGACGCAAAACUUCGCUCCCACGACCUCUUACACCAUCGCCAAGCGUUUCGGGCCGUUCAUCUCCGGCAUGCCUUUCUCAUCCGGUACCUCCACGCUCACGCGUUGCGGACAUACGACGUGAAAGCAAUUGCUCAAUGGAAAGUGAAGCAGCUCACGAAAGGCUUAUGCAAAUCGCGCAACAGGUAAAAACGAUCAGGCCUCUUUUGUUCCACCACCAGUGUUACUCACCAUCAACAAGACAGAUUGUGCGUAACAACAUCACCUAUUCGCCGAGUCCCAGUCCAACACCAAGUCCCACACGGCAUAUCAUGCGGAGUCUUAGUCCGAUGGCUGUUCGUCAGGUAACCAAACGUAGGUACACCAGUUCAGCCAAUGUCGAAGCGGAUGCAUCAGAUCUGCGCACACCGGGGUUUCUUUUGAAUUCAUCCGUUAAAUCAGAAAUCACUUUUUGGGCAUUUAUUUUCAUGGUUUAG
Messenger RNA from Gongylonema pulchrum, 870 nucleotides. The record is from the annotation of a GenBank genome assembly. NCBI's taxonomy places the organism in Eukaryota, Metazoa, Nematoda, Chromadorea, Rhabditida, Gongylonematidae.